AUGAUAUAUGAAGAAAUUAAAUACAAUUUACGUUUAGUGUCAGAUGAUAAGAUAGUGAAAAGAGUUACAAUUGUAAUUACAUUAUCAGUUUCAUUAUUUGGAAUCUUAUUUAGCCCUGUUGGUGCUUUGGUUAUCUACGUAUCAUAUCUUUUUGGUUUCACUGUAGCCUGGUUCUUGGUGAAAUACAAAACCAAAACAACAAUAUAUUUGCAAAGAUUGAUAAACUUUUAUAGAGACCGCAUUAAUGUUAAGAAGACGUUGAAGCAGUCUUGUAGCAUUUGUGAUGAUUUGUCUUGCAGAAGACAUCAACAAACUAGAAGUAUUACCCCUUGGAAGCACAUAUACAUAACAACUGAGUUGAACAAUACGAUAGAGCAUUUUUAUGAAAGAAUAAUCAGCACAUUUAUCUCCAGCUGGUAUGACCAGCUCACAGAUGAUAAAGACUUUAUUAACGAAUUAAGAUACUGCUUCAGAUUUUCUACUGCAACAAUAGUAAACAGGUUAUUAGAGCUGGAUAUUGGUGAUAUUGUGGCGAACAAGCUUGUUGCUUGUGGAGUAAGACAUAUUGAUGACUAUCUCUACAUUCAACAAAUAGCUAAGCUGAAAAAUGUUAGAUUCAAUGAAGUCGUUAUUGAGUAUCUGGGGAAAAGAUUACAUGCAGCUGCUACUAAUAGAAAGAACGAGCUGGGGUACUUGACACAUUUAGUAGCGUCACUAUUAAACCAUGUUUUACCUGGAAACUAUUUAAAAUGCAGAAAUUUCUUAGUAAUGAUGAGGGAGGUACUAGCCGGAUGGGUAUUAUUACCAAUGAUGGACGUAAUCGCAGAUCCAAAUAUUUUAAAUUACCUUGUCAUACUAGCAGCAACAUACAAGCUAAAAAAGACACCGAAAAGUAAUCAAAACAUAGAAGAGGUCGAAUUUUUAUGCAACUAUGUAUCAACUGAAUCCAAAGCUUCAUCGUUUGCUACAAGCCUGAAUAAAAUAAAAAAGAAUACUGAGCUACUGUAUGCUUUUAUGCAGUUUUUGAAAAAUAACGAUAAUGUCAAUCUUUUACAAUUUUGUUUGGCUGUUGAUGAUUUCAAUGUAAAGUUGCUGACACCAGAAUUAAGCAAAAAGCAAAUAGAAGAGCUUCAAGUCGAAGCAACUAAACUUUACAAAGAAUAUUUAGAUAAGAACAGUUUCAGUUUUAUCAGUUGUCCGUCAGAGAUAGCUGAAGAUUUUAAAUUUUUGAUGCAAGACGAUUAUGCUGUCGAAAAACUGUCCAAACAGUCGAAACUGCUUUAUACCGCAUACGAUUUUGUCAUUAAUGCUCUGGAGAGUAUAUGGUUGCCACAGUUUUUUCAUAGUACUGAGUUUUAUGGGUAUAUAUGCGGCCCUAAAACAAUGACUGGUUUAAACAAACAAGGACAAAACAAAACACCGUUGUUGUCAUUUGGUUCUCCAAGUAAAGAUAGACUGAAGAAAUACUACGAACCUUCAAGUCAGGGCGCGGUGUCGAAAAUCAGUAGCAGUUUGGGCAAAAUCAAAGGAGUUUUAAAAAGUAGUCAGCCAAUAGAAGGCUCAUUCUUUCCUCUCGAAUCUCAGACUGUAGAAAGUGUUGCUACCGAUGAUAUAUUCCUGGGUGAGUGUAAAAGUUUAUUCAGGGAUAUGAGUACUUGGAAAAUCAGCAUUCCAACUUUUCAAACUAGCCCUACGAACAAAGUUAUAUAUUUCUACGUCAGUGUUGAAAAAACGGAUGCACUUGCUGCCGAUACUAAAAAGAACUGGAUAGUUUUAAGAAAAGAUCAAGACUUUUAUACUUUAAAGGCCAAAUUAGUAGAAUUUCACGGAGAAAGUGAAAUUUGUGAUUCUCCUUUACCGUCUAGAAAAGCUGGAUCUUCCAUAGAAACUAGAUUAGUGAAGUACGAAGAAUUUAUACGAAGAUUAUUAAAAAAGUCUAAUCUGAAAGGCAGCGAUUUGCUGUACUACUUUUUGACCACAGAGCAAGAUUUCUCGACAUAUUUGGCAACUAAUGCAUCCAACAUUCAAGACAUCGGCAACAUUUAUCAAUCAGUGGCGCAUAAGCUAAGAAAAGAAAAGGGGCAGCAUCUGGAUCCCUUCAUGAAUGCGUUUUUGAUGUCUACUGGAGUUACAAGGACCGACAAAUUAGAAUGGGCAGAGAUUGGAGAAGAGACGGAUUCGUUGAUUUCAAAACCAAUGGAAGGUGUUUCUUUUCCGAAAACUUAUAGAAAUCAGGUGUUCAAUGAUAAUUUUGGAGUACAAUAUAAAAAUUUAAAAGAUACGAUGAGCAGCUCUUUAAGUCCUGAUGGAUUUGCAGAAAGUGCUUUCUACCUUAUGAAGAACAUUUUUAAAAUUCCUAAUGGGAUCUUAAGACUGUAUGCAUCGAUAUGCAGCAUAGCUCAACAAUUUGUUGAUCUGUGUGCCCGUACGAUAAUUGAAAAGAAAAUUAAAUCCAGUUUGAGCCAGUCUAACCUGGCAUAUCUUAUUAAACAAUUAGAAGACGCAAUCUUUGAGGAACAUACUCCUGUUAGUAAAGAGGAAUUAUCGAAAAGGAGGGUAAGAGCGGUGGAAGAACUAGAAAACUCUAUCUCAAAUAUAUUGACUCAAAUAUUAGGACCUGGAAUUAAAGAUGGUGCCAAACUGUUAUUAGAAAUUGUUCAAAAUCCACAUUUUAACAAACAGCUUGCCUACAAUUUACUGGAUAUCGUACUGACAGAAAUGUAUCCGAUGCUGGAUAAAAAUGAAGAACACUAUUAA
Molecule: messenger RNA, 2757 nt
Organism: Diabrotica balteata
Lineage: Eukaryota; Metazoa; Arthropoda; Insecta; Coleoptera; Chrysomelidae
Source: the annotation of a GenBank genome assembly